This is a messenger RNA of Fusarium sp. VM40, 885 nucleotides long. The record is from the annotation of a GenBank genome assembly. NCBI's taxonomy places the organism in Eukaryota, Fungi, Ascomycota, Sordariomycetes, Hypocreales, Nectriaceae.
AUGACUGAUCAUAUCGAAGGAAUGAUUCAGAAUGUCUAUAGGCCGGACUAUGAGGCUAAACGAUAUCCUGGAGGGAGGAAGAACCCUGACAAUCAUCACCAUUACCGCAAAUGGGGCUUUACAGUCUACCGGACAUACUACGCUAAGGAGUCUGAAGAGGCCUGGGAAAUGCUGGUGCGCUCCUUGAGACAUCAGACCAGAUUGGCAUUCGGCGGCUUUGAACGAGAGGAUGUUGAUCAAGACGACGUGCAACGACUGAAGGACUUGUUCAGAAUCGAUGUUCGAGAGGAUCCUUCGCAACUAGAGGGACUCGAUGCUCAAGGUAUUCGGGAUUUCUGCAAUGCUGAGUCACUCAAAGAGGAGCAAGCUGUAGUACAGAUACCGGGUAAGAGGCGCCGCUUGACCACCAGACCUAUUAAAAGCCGUGGCAUGGCAGACUGCGUCCAUCAAUAUGUGCUGCUAGCCGACGAGGCAACUUUGAGGGACGUAGCGAGUGGCGAAUUUAUCGUUAAAGCUGUCCCGUUGCAAUGGAUGGGGGACUACGGAUGGCCAGGGGGCUGGAUGAGGAUCCCAACAGGCUACCUAUUGGACCUGUGGAUUCUCCUUUGUGAUUGGCCAUACCGUACAGAAAUCGCGCUACAAUUCCAUGGUUCUGAGGAAGAGCUCCACUCUUGGAUCUGGCCUGGUGAUGAUAAUCGUGAUGGCACUGGGAAAUAUUCUGAGAUCCGAAAAUUCCCACAUUACUACAACCAACAGCGCUUUGUGCAAUUGUAUCCACAACGCACUUCACCUAACAGCUCGGAUGAGGAUCGGCCUCUACGGCGCUCACUGCUCGGACGACGGAAGCAAAAAUCUUCUUCUGCAGAUGUUGAAGCAGCAGACUAA